AUGUCCGUCGGGCCUGCGACAAGUCGCCAUGCCGACGAAGAGGCUCGUGCCGAGGUUGAUGUGCUCAACUCGCGACUCGAGAAGACGACUCAAUUGACCAAAAAGAUCCAAGCAUGCAUGGGAAGGUUGGAGUCUACCGGCAAGAGUGUCAGAGAAGUUGCCGGUCCUCUCAGUGGCGAAACGAAGAAGCUUCAGGUGCUGGGCAACAACAUCGAUUCGGUCCUCGCUGCCAUUGAACGUCUACGUCAACCCGCCGACAGUAAGAAUGACGAAGAACAGAUCAUCCGCGCCGGUCCAGACAAGGCUGGCCUUUCCAACUACCUCGCCUCAAUCAAGCGCCUUUCCAAGUCCCUUGUGGACAUGCAGGCUUCCAACCUACGGGCCAACCAACAGACAAUGGCCGAGCUGGUCCGCUUAAUCAAGUCAGGCAACUCCCAGCUUGAGGGCCAUUUCGACAGACUGCUUCGAGGAGAAACUCCACGUUCGAUCGAACCGCUACAUUACAUCACCAAGGAUAUGCCAUUCCCCGUACUAUCUCAGGACAAGGUGACGCGUCUCGGCCUAGUCAACUCUUACAUUACGAGCAAUCAUCGUCAGAACGCUGGUGCUGCCACUACCCCGCAAGACUCGGCCAUUGCCAAAAUCUACGCUGAAAUACGCGGACCCUACCUGUCCUCUACCUUGGCCAACUUGGCUGCUGCCAGCGUUAACACGACGAAGAAGAAGAACCCCGAUGCAAUCUACCGCGCGGGCACCAAUGGCAUUGGUACGUACGCGCAGGCCAUGGAAGGCAUGUUUCUGGCCGAGUACGACAACAUCUGUAGCAUCUUCACCCGCGAAGAUUGGGGCCCCCUUUUCCAAGCCACAUGCCAGAGUGCUAUGGCCGAGCUUGCGCGCACCCUGCGCGAGCUGAACAACCAUAUCAAGGGGCAUUUGGACACGGACUGCUACCUCGCCUACGAGAUCACAGAGAUCAUGUCAGGCCUCUCAAGUAACUUGGAAACGCGUACCGGCGAGCUAAAGUCUUCACUUGCUGCAGCCCUUCGGCCUGUGCGGGAGACUGCCAAACUAUCGUUGGGAGAACUGUUGGACGAGACGAAACGAAAGAUUGCUGCCAUGCAAACACUUCCGCAAGACGGUGCACCAAUACCUAUUGUUUCAGCGACAAUGCAGCGGCUGCAGACCAUGGUCGAAUUCCUGAGGCCAAUCUCGAGUAUCAUGUUCUCCCUUGGUGACGGGGGGUGGAGAACAAAUGCCGCUGCCGAUGGACGAUCAAUUGACGCAAUUCCCAGUCUUGCUUCCUUUGAUAUUGGCGCUGACGGGAAGGAAAUCUUUUCGCACUACUGCUCAGAUACGGUCGAUAUGCUCAUGGCGGGGCUGGACUCAAAAGCCAAGAUAGUUCUCAAGGGCGGUAGAGCUGUUAUCGGCGUCUUCCUAGCCAACAGCGUUGUAAUCAUUGAAAGAAUGAUCCGCGAUUCGGACCUUGCGCCACUCCUAGAAGGCCGGAUGAGCAUGCUGGACCAAUGGCGCAAGAAAGCAACAGGCAUGUACACAAUGGAUUGCAAAGAGGUCUCGACACACUUAUUUGAUGUCAUCCACACGAGCAAAGCACGACCUCAAUCCGGACAGGCUGAUUCCGCCUCCAUUCUCAAAGGUCUAAGCAGCAGGGACAAGGAUAACAUCAAGGGCAAGUUCCAGGCAUUCAAUGCUUCCUUUGACGAGAUGGUCAGCCGGCACAAGACAUACAACAUGGAAAGGGAGGUGCGUCAGAUGUUUGCAAGAGAUAUCCAGCAGAUGCUCGAACCCCUCUACAACCGGUUCUGGGACCGAUACCACGAGGUUGACAAGGGCAAGGGCAAGCACGUAAAGUACGACAAGUCUGCGAUUGCCGCCGUCUUCAUGACGCUCUAUUGA
This is a messenger RNA of Colletotrichum orchidophilum, 1914 nucleotides long. RefSeq names its product Exo70 exocyst complex subunit. Gene Ontology annotation, cellular component: exocyst. The record is from RefSeq and is a predicted model, not a curated record. Lineage: Eukaryota; Fungi; Ascomycota; Sordariomycetes; Glomerellales; Glomerellaceae. Gene Ontology annotation, biological process: exocytosis. Bases 1 to 1914 code for a protein of 637 amino acids. Gene Ontology annotation, molecular function: phosphatidylinositol-4,5-bisphosphate binding. The transcript has 2 exons.